AGGAGCGCAUACGGAGCGGUUAAAGUUCAGUCAGUGCGCCAUUAGUGUUAUUGCAGUUUGGAAAUCAUGGCAGGCGGUGAGAGAGUCGCUCAUCUAAUGCGACAGCUGGCAAGCGCGUCAUGCCGAUGUCCUGCUCAUUCUCAAGCUUAUUCACACAUUCAUCAUGGAGUUUCUGCAGGUAAACUUCAUGAGCGGAAAACUGACUACGCGUUUGAAAUGGCUUGUUCAAAUAUCAGAUUUGGGCCGGGAGUGACCAGAGAAAUUGGAAUGGAUUUGCAGAACAUGGGAGCGCGUAAUGUCUGUCUCAUGACGGACCAAAAUCUGGCUCGACUGCCACCGGUUGCAGCAGUAAUAGAUUCAAUGACAAAGCAUGGAGUGAAUUAUCAGAUCUUUGAGGAUGUCAGAGUUGAACCAACAGACAAAAGUUUUAAAAAAGCAAUCGACUUUGCCAAAAAAGGACAUUUUGAUGUUUAUGUUGCUGUGGGUGGGGGCUCUGUGAUCGACACCUGCAAAGCAGCUAAUCUCUAUGCAUCACACCCAGAUGCAGAAUUUCUGGACUUUGUAAAUGCACCAAUUGGAAAAGGACAACCUGUCACAGGCAUACUGAAGCCACUUAUUGCUGUUCCUACCACGGCUGGUACGGGAAGUGAAACCACAGGAGUGGCCAUCUUUGAUUUUGAAGACAUGAAGGCUAAAACCGGCAUAGCGAAUCGAGUAAUAAAACCAACAUUGGGUAUGGUGGAUCCGUUGCACACUCUUCACAUGCCUUCCAGAGUGGCAGCUAACAGCGGGUUUGAUGUGCUCUGUCAUGCAUUAGAGUCUUUCACUGCAUUGCCUUAUAACCUAAGGAGUCCCUGCCCAUCCAACCCAAUCAAUCGCCCCGCCUACCAGGGCAGUAAUCCAAUCAGCGAUGUUUGGGCAAAACAUGCUCUCAAGAUUGUUGCCAAAUAUUUGAAAAGGGCAGUGCGUGAUCCAGAAGAUGUGGAGGCACGGUCCAGCAUGCACCUGGCCAGUGUGUUCGCAGGAAUUGGCUUCGGCAAUGCUGGAGUCCAUUUAUGUCACGGAAUGUCAUACCCUAUUGCUGGGAAUGUCAAAACUCACAGGGCCAAAGGCUACAAUGUUAACCAUCCUAUAGUGCCUCAUGGACUGUCUGUAGUUCUUACAUCACCUGCUGUUUUUGCCUUUACUGCAAGCAUGUGCCCAGAGCGCCAUCUAGAGGCAGCACAGAUACUUGGCGUCGAUGUACAUAACAUUAAAAAAGAAGAUGCUGGCCGUUUAUUGGCUGACACUAUCAGAACUUUUUUAUAUGACCUGGAUGUGGAGGACGGCUUGUCUGCCAUUGGCUACACUAAAGAGGACAUCCCAUCUUUGGUGAAGGGCACUAUACCUCAGGAGAGGGUCACUAAACUGUCCCCUAGGACUCACAGUCAAGAGGAUCUGGCUGAUCUGUUUGCUGCCUCCAUGAAGCUCUACUGAGCACCCUAAAGAUUUUAGCACUGGACUGAAAACAAACUCAGUUCUCAGAAGCGUAGACUCACAGAUUAGUUGUGCUAAAUGUAUUAUGUAAGCAAAUACACUGAUCUAAGUGCACAGCCCAUUAAUCCUUUCAGGGUUUGCAGUAGUGCCUUACUGUCAGAUACUGUACUUGUAAAUAAUGCACAUGUUCUUGUGUUUCAAUCGAGUCACAAACGCAUACACGUGUAACAGAUCAUGAUGAUAUGCUGUAAACAAAUCCCCAUAAUUAUAUUUGUGACCACACACCUUAGGCUUGUA
Messenger RNA from Paramisgurnus dabryanus, 1773 nucleotides. It is a transcript of the gene adhfe1, whose product is annotated as alcohol dehydrogenase iron containing 1. Lineage: Eukaryota; Metazoa; Chordata; Actinopteri; Cypriniformes; Cobitidae. Gene Ontology annotation, cellular component: mitochondrion. Gene Ontology annotation, molecular function: metal ion binding; alcohol dehydrogenase (NAD+) activity. The record is from RefSeq and is a predicted model, not a curated record.